Messenger RNA from Cloeon dipterum, 2810 nucleotides. RefSeq lists its product as uncharacterized. NCBI's taxonomy places the organism in Eukaryota, Metazoa, Arthropoda, Insecta, Ephemeroptera, Baetidae. The record is from RefSeq and is a predicted model, not a curated record. The coding region runs from base 205 to 1686 and encodes 493 amino acids. The transcript has 3 exons.
UCAAGGUGGAGGGAAGGCCACAUAAGCUGACGCCCUCAGGGAAUUGGCUCAUUCUACCUCAACACUUCUUUGCGCUUCUUGGAGGACAGGUUUGAAGAGCUCACACUCGGCGGUGCUCGACUCGACUCGCACGCACAGGAGGCAACAACACACCACACACACACUCUCGACUCAGCGUUUACAUUGCAGACCCUUGCUGCAGUCAUGAGGACGACUUCUAUUUUGGCAUGUGCCAUUGUCGCCGCGGUGCUCAUUUCGGAUGCAGCGCACGCCAGACCUUCUCCUGAGGCUGCCCUAUCUGGCGGAUACAGCUACAACCCUCCAAGUGGCCCGCGUCUCAACUACCUGCCCCAGAGGCGGGCCCCUGAAUACCGAGCCAAGGCAGCCGAAGUCACCAUCGAGCGUGUUCCCAUGCGUCUGGUCCACCAGAGCAUCGAGCAGCACCACCGCCCGCACUACCACAUCCACCCCAGCGGCCCGGCGCGCCGAGGCCCCUUCAGCUUCCCCACGGGCCGCCACUAUGAGCCAAACCAGCGCUUCCUCUUCCCCUCGGCCGCGGCGUCGCAGCAGAUCCAGCGCAACAACGACGUGUUCCCCAGAAACAACCAGCACUUCGCUCAGCUGAGGAUCGACUCCGAGAUGAGGCCCCCUGCGCACUCCACCCCGUCCUACGGCUACAACUAUGACCGGCCAGCCGUUACCCUGACCACGACCACCAGCACCACCACCGAGGCCGCCCCAGUGUCGACGACCACUGCCGAGGCGACGACAGAGGUACCCGAGCACGAGAAGCCGCGCAUCACUAUCGCCAUCAGCAAGUCCACCGUCAUCCACACCGGCAAGGGCAGCUAUGAGAUCGACGAGAAGACCGGCAAGCCGAAGCCGAUCGUGGCCGAGGCGCACAGCUUCGCCAUCGACGACCCCGCCGGCACCAACAAGUCGGAGCCGACCGACCACCUGGCCGGCGAGGGCACCGGAAACUUCCCCGUCAUCACCAGAGGCACGCCGCCGCAGGACGAGGAGCCCAUAACCGAGAGCGACGAGCCCAUCAGCGAGGAGCCAGCGACGACCACCGAAAACGCCGAAGCCGACGCCACCACCCCCAGCCCCGCGGCGCCGCCGACCGACGCGUCUCCCUACUCGACCUCGUGGCCGCCCGUGGGGCAGCACUCCUACUCGGUGAUCGCCCCCGGCCAGGCGCAAUUCGUGUCCCUGGGACACGUCGACCCCGGGGUCGUCGCCCUGUCGCAGAACAAUUUGGUUCCGGCCUACAUCCAGCCCGAAAUCGCGCACCCGACCUACAGCAGCGCCUACCACCCGUUCGCCCCUGCAGCUACCUUCUACUACCAGCCCCUGUUCGGGCCGUACACCAACCUGAUUGAGUACGCGCCUCCCCAGGAACUAUGCAAGGUCGCCGAGCCGGUGGGCAAAGCCGCUGUUGAGGCGCCCGCGCUGGUCAAGGCGAAUAGACUAGUCAUCACCAAGGGUGGCAUCGCUAUCGCGGGUCCCGGCGGCUUCGCUGACUCCGGAGAGGGUGGCACCUCCAUCGUUGGCCCUGGCGGCACCGCUUACUCCAGUCCGAACGGCGUUUCUGUUGUCGGUCCCGGUGGCAAGGUGGUGCACCAGGCGGACGGCACGGAAAGAAUCCUCGCUAAAGGCCCCAUCGUGUACUACCACCACGCCUAAAGUUGUUAACCAACACAUUAACAGACUUGUUGGUGAUUCAACCUAUUUUGUUUUUACUGCGGCAUCUUGCUUAUUGUUAGUUAAUUAAUUAUAUAGCUCUCUGCGAGAAUGUUGAAUUUGUUACCGUUUUUAAAUAAUUAUGUAACAAUAAAUUGUUAAUUUAUAUAAUGGAAAAUUGGCAAAACCCUUGUAUUUCUUUUUUUAUUUUCUUUUGUCUUAAUGAGAUGAAGUCCGUGCCCUUUCGCAGUGCCUUUUUUCUUUAGAUGUUAUUUAAGUCUAAUUUGUUUUAUUUUUAACAUUUCUUCGAUUUCUUCUUUAAAAUAAUAUGCGUUUUAAUAAAUAACAUGCUCUGCCAAUUUGCCACAGUUAAAACUAACAAUUCAUCGUUGCAGUCACAUUUUCAGAAAUUGCAUUUUUCACAAAAACCGUCAGGAAUUCUCUCGCGGGUGUCAAAUUUCUGUCACACAGCACAGGAGCAAGCUGCCUCAUAAAUUUUAAGUUUUAUCUGCGUGAAUACCCGUGCCUUUUCCAAGAAAUACCGUCACAUUUUAUAUCAUAAUCCCCAAGCAACAGCAUUUGACUAAGUUAUUUUACAUCAACUCAACUCUUGUAAAUCUGUACAUUUUAUCAGAUCGCAAUUUAAAAAGUUUUAACGCUCGAACGCCCCUUCAUUAUGAAACAUUUUAUUACUCAGUGCAACAAAGAGCCCUUCAUUUCACAUUUGCAUGUCUUAGUCGCCUCGAUUACCAGCAAAAACUUGCCGAGCAUGUUAAUGCAAACACAACAUCUCCCCGUGAUCUUGAUACAGGAUGGUUCACAUUAAUCUCUUGAGGCGAUCCGAGCAUUUGAGAUCUUUUAAUUUGAAGUGACGCCGCCAGUUUUGAGCUGGCUGCAUCAUUAAUCAAGCGUUCUUCACUUUAGUAGCUUGACUCUUGCGCGUUUACAAACGAGAGUUGCAAAUGAACAAAAUAUAUUUUAUGCGUAUCUGUAUACAUACACUAAUUAAAAUAACUGUUCUCCAGAGUAGGAAAUUGAUGGAUAUAAUUUUAUCAUGUGAUCAUUGUAUAUUUUAUCAUUAGCAUGUAAUGCAGUUGAGGAAACUCGCAAUAAAAGAGUAAAAUUUA